Molecule: messenger RNA, 1752 nt
Organism: Zingiber officinale
Lineage: Eukaryota; Viridiplantae; Streptophyta; Magnoliopsida; Zingiberales; Zingiberaceae
Product: probable magnesium transporter NIPA4
Exons: 9
Coding region: 348-1391 (347 amino acids)
Biological process (GO): magnesium ion transport
Cellular component (GO): membrane
Molecular function (GO): magnesium ion transmembrane transporter activity
Source: RefSeq, a predicted model, not a curated record
UUUUUUGACGACCAUUUUUCCUCUCGAACUUGACGCCACCGCUGUCUCUUCUUUCUUUUCUGCCAUCUCCUCCUACGAUUCACUCUUUGGAAUCAUCCUCCUCUGUCUGGCCGCCAGCUCUCAGCCACUGCCACCAGAUCGCCACCGGGUCCGACCUUGGAAUACCCGCCUCCCCCUCCCGAUCUGCCGCCGCCGCCGCCUCCGUGCUCGGAUCUGUCGGCGGGGCCCCGUCCGCCUCUCGAUGAGCUGAGCUGCCGACGUGGCCGAUCUCCCAUACUGGUCGAGGUGAAUGCGGGGAUAGUGUGGGAACGGCGAGCUAGCAGCUAGGGUUCUUAUUUGGGUUCGGGAUGGCGGCCGCCACCGCGGCGUCGGACCAGAAUUGGGUCGAGUCGUACACCGGCAUGUCCUCGGAUAACAUCAAGGGUCUGGUCCUCGCUUUGUCAUCCAGCUUCUUCAUCGGCGCCAGUUUUAUCGUCAAGAAGAAGGGGCUCAAGAAGGCUGGCGCUUCCGGAGUUAGAGCAGGCGUAGGUGGGUAUUCUUACUUGUAUGAGCCACUUUGGUGGGUAGGCAUGAUAGCAAUGGUCGUAGGGGAAGUUGCUAAUUUUGCAGCAUAUGCAUUUGCUCCAGCCAUUUUGGUGACUCCUCUAGGUGCUCUGAGCAUAAUCAUCAGUGCUGUACUUGCACAUAUCAUUUUACGGGAAAGAUUGCAUAUAUUUGGCAUUCUUGGCUGUGCUCUUUGUGUUGUGGGAUCAACAACAAUUGUGCUCCAUGCUCCCCAAGAGCGGGAAAUUGAAUCAGUUGCAGAAGUAUGGAAUCUGGCAACUGAGCCAGCUUUUUUGUUCUAUGCAAUAACUGUGCUUGUAGCAGCCCUGAUACUUGUAUUCCAUUUUGUCCCUCAAUAUGGGCAAACACAUAUAAUGGUGUACAUUGGUGUUUGCUCCCUUGUGGGAUCUCUCUCGGUUAUGGGUGUAAAAGCUCUUGGAAUUGCUCUAAAGUUAACAUUUUCUGGAAUGAAUCAAUUGAUUUAUCCCCAAACUUGGCUAUUUGCAAUCAUAGUAGUUUCUUGUGUCAUUACCCAGAUUAGCUAUCUGAACAAGGCUCUUGAUACAUUUAACACAGCAGUUGUAUCUCCCAUAUACUAUGUGAUGUUUACAUCAUUAACCAUUUUGGCCAGUGUGAUUAUGUUCAAGGACUGGGACCGACAACAUCCCACACAGAUUGCCACUGAGAUGUGUGGCUUCGUCACAAUUCUUUCUGGGACAUUUCUUCUCCACAGAACCAAGGACAUGGCAGAUGGUUAUCCUGGACGGUUACCAAAACAUGCUGACGAAGAUGGCUAUCCCCCUGAAGGCACUCCUCUCAGGUCUACAGACUCGUUUCGGUUACCAUGAGAUCUUGUAGUCCCCCUCUUCCACUCUAAACAAAAAGUUCCCUUGCUCCAUAAUCAAUUAUUACCAAGAGAAUGCUGCAUUCUUUCAAUACAGAGCACUGUAGAGUUUUUAGGCUAUUAAAAUAUAGGCUCAGUUUGAACACCGCAUAGAAUUCGUAAAUACAUUUGCGGAAUCACAUCUUGUUAUAUAUGUAAUUUAAAUUUCGAUUUCAAGAGAAUUAGUUGUGGGAUGCUGAAAUAUUGGAGUUUCAGUAGGAUAAUUUGGUUCAUUGCUGGUCCAAUUCAUUACAUAUUACCACUAUUGCUAUGUACAUUGUUAAAUCAGUUUUGUGCAUGUUUUCGGUAAAAAAUUCUUCUCAUCU